Molecule: messenger RNA, 1829 nt
Organism: Salpingoeca rosetta
Lineage: Eukaryota; Choanoflagellata; Craspedida; Salpingoecidae
Exons: 7
Coding region: 163-1791 (542 amino acids)
Molecular function (GO): protein binding
Source: RefSeq, a predicted model, not a curated record
CCCAAACGUCCGCCCAACAAGCAAAGCAAGAAGCAGUCGUUGCACUUACACCUCGCACGUCCAUCAUCCCAGCAACCAAACCAAACCAAGCACCCAACAAGCAAGCACCAGCACCGAGCAAGAAAGAAGCAAGCAGCCAUCAACACCACCACCGCCGCCACCAUGCAGCCAACAGAGCAGACAGCUGUCGUGCCAGCCUCGGGCCUUAAGCAGCGCGAGGAAGAACAGAACCCCAACAUGCCCAGGAUCACGAAGAAGUACCUGAAGCAGCUGUGCAAGGAAAUGAAGCAGUACACAACACCAAGCCUCAACGACAUUCUUUAUCUGCACUACAAAGGCUUCACCAAGAUCGAGAACUUGGAGGAGUACACGGGCCUGCGCUGCCUCUGGCUGGAAGGAAACGGCAUCUCUGAGAUUGAGAACCUCGACGCGUUGACGGAGCUGCGGUGUCUAUAUCUGCAGAAGAACAUGAUCCGCGAAAUCAAGAACCUUGAUGCGCUCACCAACCUCAACCAGCUCAACCUGAGCAACAACACCAUCCUACGCGUCACGGGCCUGUCCAACCUGCACAACCUGGGCACCAUCCAGCUCACGCACAACCACCUCAAGACGGCAGAUGAUCUCAAGGGCCUCAUCGAGUGCCCAUCACUGAGCGUAGUUGACGUCUCGCACAACAAGAUCACCGACCCUGAUGUCGUCGACGUGUUCGCGCAGAUGCCGAACCUGCGUGUGCUGAAUUUGAUGGGCAACCCUGUCAUUCGCUCCAUCGAGAACUACCGCAAGACGAUGAUCCUCAAGUGCAAGCAGCUCACCUACCUCGACGACAGGCCUGUGCGGGACAAGGAGCGCGCGUGCACAGAGGCGUGGGCGGUUGGCGGUCGCCAGGCCGAGCGCGAGGAGAGAGAACGGUGGAACGAGGAGGAGCGAGCGCGCCAGUUCCGGGCCGUCAAGUACCUGUGGGAUCUUCAGAAAAAGGCGCAGGAGGAACGCGCAGCACGCGGGGAGACGAGUGACACAUCCGACAACGAGGAUGCAGAUGAGGUGGACGGCAGCCCCGCACUGCACGAGGCCGCUACCGUUGGCUCCACACUCGGCCGUGACCCCGUGUUUGAUAACCUGUAUCGACACGCGCAGCACGACGAUGGUGAUGGUGAUGGCGCACCUCCACAGUUGGAGGAGAUUCCACAGGACGAUAUGCAGGCGGACGCGCGGAUGCAGUACAACAGGGAGCAAUACGGACACUCUGGUGCCACCAAGGAGCAGGUGGCGCAGACAGCGGCGAGUUCGGGAGCGGUGCGUGCAGACGUGAUUGACAUCACGGGGCCACGCGCACCGCGGCAGCUGUGGGAUGAAGACGAAGUGGACGAGUUUGAUGAUCAGGAGGAAGCGGCACCAACGUCGCUCGCGGGGCAGAGCGCGUUUAUCACGCAGCCGCAGCAGGAGCCACGCCGCAUGCUGAUUGAGGAGGUGGCCAGCGAUGACAGCAGCAGUGCCGGCGAAGAGCAGGAGCAGCAGCAACAGCCGCAACAAGAGAUCACCACGCUCGUUGGACGUGCUCGCAUUGGUGAUGACGAUGAUGAUGAUGAUGAUGAGCUUGAUGAUGAGACAGACAACGAGGACAGCGAUGUGCCCGAGGAGAUUGAGACGGGCCGUGGGCCACGAUGGGAGGGCAUUGGCGCCAACAGCAACAGCACCAACAAACCAAGCGUUACCACAGUAGGUGGCAGUGACGGCGGCACACGGCCUCUCAUCCAAGUCGUCGCAUCCACAGACGUGGAGGACCUCGACUGAUGUGUUGUGUGUGUUGUGUGUUGUGUGUUGUGUGUUGU